AGAAAAAGAAAAUCCUUCCGAAAAUUUUAAGCACUCUGCAGAGAGGAAGGAAAGAAACCCUAAAAGCAUAGUUUGGCGCCAGAUUUGAAAAAGAACGCAGGAAUCAAGAAAUUCCCACCCCCUGUUUUGGUUUUCCCAAAUCCCACAAUAAAAUUACCAUCCUCCAAUUUCAAAAAGGAAACCCUCUUUGAUAUUUAAAAAAAAAAAGUUACUUUUCAACUUUGACCUAAUAAAAGCGUCUGUUGUACUUUCUACUUCCAUUCAUGUCACUCUACAGCUCUCUGGUUUUUAUUUUUUAUUUUCUUGCUUAAUACUGUCUCUAGUCAAUUCUUGGACUUUUGGCUCGGCAAUCCAAUGAAAAAUUAUGGGUCCCAGGGGAAGCAUGAAGAGCAAGAUCAUCAAAGUGAACCUGGCGCAGAAAACGGCGAGAAAAUGAAAGUGGAAUUGGAAAAGCACGAAGAUCCUGAGAGUGAAAUUGGAAAAAGAAACGAUGAUAAACUGAAAGUGAAGUUGGAAAAACAGGAAGAACUUGAAAGUGAGAAACCCAAAGGGAUUGCAAUGGAAACCAGUGGUUCUGGUGAUGGAAUUAGUAAAAUUAGUGAAAGCAAGUGCGAAGAAGGUAUAAAAAUUCACGAGAAAGGGAAAGAACAUAGUGAGAAUCAUGAUUCUGAGAAGAACGGAGGCAGAGUUGUCAAGAAACGCGGUAGGAAACCGAAGAAACGGUUGGAUGAUACUAUGCAGUGUGCCAUAGGUGAACAGAGCGGUAUUAAGGUCGAAAAGAGUGAAGAGGAGACCCAAGAAAAUGGUAUGAAUACGCAUGAGAACCAUAAGAUUAUGCUUGAUAAUGCAAAGAAUAUUUGUGCAGAGAGUGAAAAGAAAGGAAGCAAAACUGGUGGUGGCAAAGAGCAUAAACAAAAUGGUUUUGUGACUGAGAAAGUUGCAGAAGAUGAUAAUGCUGCAAAAGUAAAGAAUCAAGAGGGAAAUCAAGAAGAUGAAAUAUUAGAGAGCGAAAUAGAAGGUGGAUUAGAUGUAAAAACUGAAGAAGUUUGCAUGAAGCAAGAUGAGGGACAAGAGAAUGGUGUGUAUUUGGAAGUAAAUGGAGUCGCUUACAGGAAGAGACUGAGAGCUAAAGAAAAGAAGGUGAGCUAUGCUGAGAACAGUGACCAAGAUGAAGAGGUCUCAACAAGGAAGAAACGUGGUAGAAAACGUAGAUGUAAAGCAUCAGUAACGGAAAGAGAUGGUUUGGGAAAUGGGGAAGUUAAUGAAAAUGGUGAUUUAAGUGAGGGAAAUGCAAAGGAAGUGAGUGAAAGAGGGGGAAAAAAGCACAAUAAGGAGGAGAAGAGUGAUGCGGGGAAAGGUUAUUCAUUGAGAACUCCAAAGCCCUUGCAGAUGGAUGCAAAUGAGGUUAAAAUUACCAAGCAUUGCAAGGAGUUUAUAGCAGAGGUUUGCUUGAUGUGCCAUCAAUGCCAGAGGAAUGAUAAAGGUAGGGUUGUUCGUUGCCAAGAUUGUAAGAGGAAGCGUUACUGCAUUCCAUGCUUGAAUAAUUGGUAUCCUAAGAUGACAGAGGAAGAAGUUGCCGGUGCUUGUCCAGUUUGUCGUGGAAAUUGCAAUUGUAAGGCUUGCUUGCGUGAUACUCCAAGUAAACAACUUGUUCAAUUAAGAAAGCUGGAAAUAAGCAAUGAUAAGAUACUAAUGCACUGUAAGUAUUUGCUCCAAGCACUUCUUCCCUUCCUGAGGCAGUUAGAUGAAGAACAAUUGAUGGAGAAAAAGGUUGAAGCUAGGGCACAAGGUUUAUCGUCUAUAGAUCUAGAGAUACAAAAUGCUAAUUGUCCUCCAAAUGAACGCAUGUUCUGCGACAACUGCAGAACCUCUAUCUUUGAUUAUCACAGAAGCUGUUCAAACUGCUUCUCGGAUCUCUGUCUUAUCUGUUGCCAAGAGAUCCGCGGUGGACACCUACAGGGUGGUGGCCAGGAGGUGGUUAUGGAGUAUACUAAUAGAGGGUUUGAAUAUUUGCAUGGCGCGGAGGGGACAGUUAUAUCACCAGAUGAGGUGCCUCUGGAAAAUAUAUCUGAGGAUCUGCUGGGGUCAAAGUUGGGUUGGAAAGCAAAUGAGGAUGGAAGCAUUGUUUGUCGUUGUGGUUUUGGCAAUCUAGAACUCAAAUGUUUGUUCCCAGAGAAUUGGGUAUCAGAUUUGUUAAAGAAAGCUGAGGAUGUUGCACGUGGUUAUGAACUUGACAUGCUUAAAAUGCCUCUUGUGCGCUGUGCAUGUUUUAAUUCCAUAGGGAAUGUUGACGUAGGAAAUAGUCAUUUAUUAAAAGCAGCAUCUCGAGAGGAUUCUGAUGACAAUUUUCUGUAUUAUCCAAGGGCCAGAGAUAUCAAAGAUGUGGAUUUGGAGCAUUUUCAAUACCAUUGGAUGAGAGCUGAGCCUGUGAUUGUUAGCAAUGUUCUUGAAACUGCAACUGGCUUGAGUUGGGAGCCAAUGGUCAUGUGGCGUGCCUUCCGCCAGAUAAAAAAUGAAAAACAUGACACGCUUUUGGAUGUGAAGGCCAUUGAGUGCUUGGACUGGUGUGAGGUAGAUAUUAAUGUCCGCCAAUUCUUUACAGGAUAUGUGGAAGGGCGGUUUGACCAAGAAGGUUGGCCUCAGAUACUGAAAUUGAAAGACUGGCCUCCCUCUACUAUGUUUGAUGAACGUUUGCGACGACAUGGUGCUGAAUUCACCUGUUGUUUGCCCUUUAAGGAGUAUACACAUCCUGAAAAUGGACCUUUGAACCUUGCUGUUAGAUUGCCUAAGAAGUCGUUGAAGCCAGAUAUGGGGCCAAAGACAUAUAUUGCAUAUGGAUACAUUGAAGAGCUUGGACGUGGAGAUUCUGUUACCAAACUUCAUUGUGACAUGUCUGAUGCGGUGAAUGUCUUGACACAUACAGCUGAAGUAAGCAUUGAACCUACGAUACUUGCAAAAAUUGAAGAACUUAAAGAAAGGCACAGAAAGCAAGAUCUAAGAGAACUCUAUGAUAACAAGCAGGUCACGGAGGAAGAUGUUAGCGGUCAAAUGCAAAGCGGUUUUUGUUGCAAUUUGCUUAGAACUGACAAGGAUUUUGGGGAGGUUGACAAUCAAAUCAAGGAUUGUCAGUUUGAUGAUAGUUCUUUUCCAAUGAAAUCAGAGAUGAAGAGUGGCAAGCAAGCAGAACAGUUUAGAGAGAAAUCAGAGCUGAAAAGCAGAGAAGCUGAUGAUCAAAGUCAAUGCUGUACUAGUUGUGGACCAUCAAAUUGUGGAUAUGAGAUGGAGAAACCAGACGAGGGAGGUGCUGUUUGGGACAUUUUUCGGAGACAAGAUGUUCCUAAGUUGCAGGAAUAUCUUAAGGAGCACUUUAAAGAGUUUAGGCACAUUCACUGUUGCCCAUUGCAGAAGGUUGUUCAUCCAAUACAUGAUCAGACCUUUUAUUUGACUCUAGAGCAUAAGAGGAAGCUGAAAGAGGAAUUUGGCAUUGAGCCAUGGACAUUUGUCCAGAAACUUGGAGAUGCGGUAUUUAUUCCUGCAGGCUGUCCUCAUCAAGUGAGAAACUUGAAGUCAUGCAUAAAGGUAGCCUUGGACUUUGUUUCACCGGAAAAUGUCGGAGAGUGCAUUCGUUUGACAGAGGAAUUCCGUUUACUUCCACCAAAUCAUCGGGCUAAAGAAGAUAAGUUGGAGGUCAAGAAAAUGUAUCUUCAUGCUAUGAAAUGGGCCGUGGAAGUUUUGAUGUCUGGUGCACAGCCUGAGGAAAGUCCGUCUGAAAUACCUAAGAAAAGGAAGAAAAGGAAAUCUUCAGGGUGAUAACUUGCUGAUCUUCUAUUCCCUUGUGGCAUUGUUGUCUAGCCUUGCCACAGGUGGAUAUUUGUUCAUUAUGCUGCUAUUUUUAUCUGCUGAUUUGUUAUACUAGUCAUCCUAGACCUGCACAUUCCUCCAGCGAAUUCUCCUCUAUGCUCACCGCAUCAUCUGAAAUUAUUCCACACGCUCCUAGUAGAAUGUGCAGAUUAUCUUUCCUUUGGCAGGAAUAUUUUGCUAAUCCCCGUCUUUUUGUUGUAUGUAUUAUCAUUCUUGAGAAUCUCUUUUCCAGAUGGGAUCGAGUGAGCUAAGAAAGCUAUACCGAAGAAUGUGACGGCCGGACAGAACAGAAAAAGUUGUUAUACUGCAGAUAAAAGCAGUGUAAUUAUGUGUAGUUUGUAAUCUCUACUCUACUGCAGUUGAAUAGCUACUAUUAUAAGCGAAACCUGGAUUCCUUGGGGUUCGCUUUUAUUUUGUUCUUUUGUCAUCCCAAUCUAAUAUUUAGGCCUGUUACAUGAACGUUGGAUUGAA
Messenger RNA from Ricinus communis (castor bean), 4332 nucleotides. Its product is annotated as lysine-specific demethylase JMJ25. Gene Ontology annotation, cellular component: chromatin; histone deacetylase complex. Gene Ontology annotation, biological process: regulation of transcription by RNA polymerase II. NCBI's taxonomy places the organism in Eukaryota, Viridiplantae, Streptophyta, Magnoliopsida, Malpighiales, Euphorbiaceae. Bases 355 to 3810 code for a protein of 1151 amino acids. The record is from RefSeq and is a predicted model, not a curated record. The transcript has 14 exons. Gene Ontology annotation, molecular function: histone H3K9 demethylase activity; chromatin DNA binding; transcription coregulator activity.